AUGAACGCCGAAGCCCCCGCAGCAAGCGCCGCUGGCCCCAGCAAGGGACCCCCCAGGUUCAAGCAGAGGAGUGUCCGCACAUUCAAGAGCAAGGCCCCAAAGCCUGGCCAGAAGGGAUUUGGUGAUGACAUCCCUGGAAUGGAGGGUCUCGGCACAGACAUCACUGUUGUCUGCCCCUGGGAGGCCUUUGGUGACAUGGAGCUGAGCGACCUGGCAAAAUACGGCAUUGUCUGA
Molecule: messenger RNA, 234 nt
Organism: Megalops cyprinoides (Indo-Pacific tarpon)
Lineage: Eukaryota; Metazoa; Chordata; Actinopteri; Elopiformes; Megalopidae
Product: retinal cone rhodopsin-sensitive cGMP 3',5'-cyclic phosphodiesterase subunit gamma-like
Exons: 3
Coding region: 1-234 (77 amino acids)
Biological process (GO): visual perception; positive regulation of epidermal growth factor receptor signaling pathway; positive regulation of G protein-coupled receptor signaling pathway
Cellular component (GO): photoreceptor outer segment membrane
Molecular function (GO): 3',5'-cyclic-nucleotide phosphodiesterase activity; cGMP binding
Source: RefSeq, a predicted model, not a curated record